CACAGCUGUCAGUAUUUUUUGUGUUGCUCCGAAUGUAUUUUGUUUGUGGUUACUUUUUCCACUUUUCACGCUCUCUAUCGCACGAAAAAGCGCACAAAUUCUUGGUAAAUUGGUGAAAUAUGCUCCAUUCGUGAGUCACGCACGCGCCAAAACUCAUUAAUUCGGUCAGUGUGUGUGAAUACGGUGUGAAAAUUGAGUUUAAAGUGGCUGAUGGUAUUUUGAGGUUAGGUUUUCCAGUGCUGAUUUUUUUUGUCGCUGGAAUGGUAAAAAGUGGAUGAAGAUUUGUGAUUCUGCAACUGGGAAUUGUUUAAGAAAGUGAGUUCGAAUGGUGAGAUGAAGUCUUUUGCCAGCACAGAGGCUUCUGCCUCAAAGUCGAGUGGAUCACACAAGAAAUCCUCGUCGUCGGUGGGAUCAAAGAGUAAAUCCAAGAAGUCCUCACAGAAUUCUUCACAUUCCUCAGCGUCCAGUGAGCCUACGACAUCUUCAUCGGAGAAGAGUCGCUACAAGAAUUAUGCAGGGAUCAGUCCAAAGUCUAUUAAGUCCUAUUGGGAGCAGCAUGAGAAACAGGAGACUGAUUUAUCCAGUGAAGCCUGUUCCAGGGUAGCUGAAGAUGUUACUUAUAAGCUCUGGGAAUUGGGAAAUACUCUCAAAACUUAUGCUCGUCACUCAAAUGGGAGAGUCACAGUGGACCUGGUGAAUGAUGCCCUGAAGGAUGCAAAUGUCUGUCCGGUCCUGGGGGCAGGAUCUUCCGAAUGGGAUACAAUUGAAUACGAUGGUGUCUAUCAUUUCAACAAAGACAGAAUAGUGGACUUGAGGGAGGAGUACUUAAAAGACGUCCAAGUCACCACGAGUCGUGUGGACGUUUGUGCUUCGUGGCUCGCGGAAGAGACCAUGUCGGAUGAUUUGCUGGAUUUUAUGGACCAUUUAUGUGAUGCGGUCUUCCUGGGCAAUGGGGAGACCUUUAGCAAGGCUAUGGAGACUGUAGCUACAAAUCCCUUCAUGGGAUGCAUUGUAAAUUUGCUCCUGAACAAAUGCACGGAAUUGCUGAGCUUCGAAUACAAGCCAGACACACUCAAGAGGGCAAUGGAACUUCUCAUCACACUCACGAGGAACCCAUUUGCCAGGGAUGCAGAAAUCAACUCAGAGAUGUACUACUUGUGCCAAAUAUUGGUGUGUCUCCUUCUGGGACCGGCAAAUCAAGCCACUUUCUCAGCGGAAGUAGCUUCCAAUGGGAAUUUCCAGGCUAAUCCCGAUCUCACAUUUCACGGGUAUCACAGUGAAAAUGGCCAGGUGAAUGUGGCCACAAUUGAAAAUCCCCACACAACGGUGGUGGAUGAGAAUCUUCUAAAUACAAUAACGGGAAUCAAGCAGGAACCAUCCAUGUACAAUGGAAUUGAUAUUACGGAUAUUAAGAAUGAGUGUGAGACAUUUUUCAUUAUGAUGGAGAACAAUGGGCUGGAGAUGAAGCACGAGAGUGGAAUUGAUCAGAGCAAUAUCGUUAGGAUUAAGUCUGAACUUAUGGAUACAUAUGAUCAGUACAACGGAAGUGCUGAAACAAUGGAUUAUCAGUGUGAGUCACAAAACCAGAUGUGUUUCAAACAGGAGGAUCCUCCUCUUGCCUCGUGUCAAUCUGAACCAGUUGCUGGAACAAGUAUCUCAGUAGUUGAUGAGACUGCCAAGAUCACGGACAAUCACUCAGAGACUGUCUUUUGGCGAGAAGAGGAGUGUGGCGUGAUAACGACGCAAAUGUGUGAUUUUGAUUGUGUUGAUACCGUGUGUCAGUGUUUGGGACGCUUGGGGAGUUUUUGGGGUUUAGUGGAGCGUCGCUGUUGCAAUCUCAUACGUUCCAGACUGAAGGAAUUCUUCAGUCGGGAAUACCUUCAGUUGCAGUGGGAAUUUGAGUGGCUUAUAAGGGCUUUUAGAGCAAUGUGGGCACUCGGUGAGAAUCCCUUUCGGGAAUUUUCCAUCUAUUUUGAGCGAAUUGAUCCAAUUGUGACUCCAGAAUGGGUUCUACAGGAAUUUAAUAUUGCUGCUGUGUAUAUUUGUGGAAAUGGUGAUAGUUACUUGUAUGAAUUACUCUAUACACUCUGUGGGGAUUCCCUCCUUCCCUUCAUGAUUUACAACACAAAGAAACUCCAUAAAAUUGCCAUAAAAUCAGCGACUGAAUCACAUAUUAAGUACAAGAUAGUGUCCAAAGUGCUCCUAAAGACGUGCUCAAGGGUGAGUUGUGGGCAUUUCAGGCAGGGCAAUGAUGAGUGCUUUGAAAGGCCUGAUAGAAUAACUCUCAAGAGAAUUCCACCGAGGAUUGGAUUUCGUUUUGCUGGUUGUCGUCCUGUUCUAUUGCCACGCAAAGCAUCACAUGCAACAGUAUCCAUUCCAGCGCCACAUGUCCAAGUGCAGCAAAAUGCAGAGAUGCUGGCUAGGUACAAUCGAAGGAUUGUAGUGGCCAGGAGGAAAUUGUUCACAUCACUCACAAAUAAGCAAAUUGUGAAAAAUGUCGAAGAUCUUCGGUGUAUGAACCUCUAAGAGAUUCAGUUUCUUUUCCGUUGAAGAAAAAAACUCGUUAGAAUAUUAUUAUUAUUAUUAAAAAAAAAUUGAUCCCCUCGUUUUUUUCACGUAAA
Phlebotomus papatasi is the source of this 2621-nucleotide messenger RNA. RefSeq lists its product as uncharacterized. The record is from RefSeq and is a predicted model, not a curated record. The transcript is spliced from 9 exons. Bases 334 to 2526 code for a protein of 730 amino acids. Gene Ontology annotation, molecular function: RNA polymerase II general transcription initiation factor activity; transcription coactivator activity. Gene Ontology annotation, biological process: RNA polymerase II preinitiation complex assembly; transcription initiation at RNA polymerase II promoter. Lineage: Eukaryota; Metazoa; Arthropoda; Insecta; Diptera; Psychodidae. Gene Ontology annotation, cellular component: SAGA complex; SLIK (SAGA-like) complex; transcription factor TFIID complex.